Messenger RNA from Ceutorhynchus assimilis (cabbage seed weevil), 1125 nucleotides. The record is from the annotation of a GenBank genome assembly. Lineage: Eukaryota; Metazoa; Arthropoda; Insecta; Coleoptera; Curculionidae.
CAGAUUGACAGGAACUUCAAUUGAUUCCCUCUAGAGAGAGAGAGAUGGAAGGCCACAAGUAGUAAUUUUUACAUUUCAUGUUAUACACAUUCGAUUCUAGUUCAAGUUUAAUUUAAGAAAAAUUCCUGUACUCGAAUAGAAGUUUGUCUUAUUUUUCAGACUCCUGCCCUAAUAAUUAACUACUUCCACUUUAAAUUUAUUCACCAACAAUAUGGCAGUAGCCCAAUUCCUAGCUGGCUUGCCUUCGUUCAACGAGAAUAAUUUCUCAAAGUUCUAUACCGAUAGCAAUAAUAGGAGUGCAUCAAAGAGGCCGUCUGUGUAUGUGUCUACUAAAGACAUACCUUCCGAACAAAUAAUAGUGACCGAAAAGAACAGCAUCCUUCUAAAAUACAUGCAACAGCAUUGGGAUAAAAAGAAUGUAACUAAAAAACGAGAAACCCCUGCUACAGAAGAACCGAGUCGAAAAAGACCAAGAUUAGAGCAAUAGUAAUAUGGUGGAUUAAAAAGUAAAAAUAUCCUUUUUAUAUGUUUUCUUAUUUUAAAUAUUAUUUAUAAGUCGUUUUAUGUGUAAAUAUGUUGAGAAGCUGUACAGUAUGUAUGUCCUUGGAAGAAAUACAAGUUUAAGUUCAUAAGGUUAGGUUGCAUGAAGAAUCUAAUUAUCUUUUUUUUUUUAUAAAGUAUACACGCUUUACAUAGCUCCUAUCACAUAUAUGUAUCGUUUUGUUGAAAUAUAGUUUCUGCUUUGAAGUAUUAUCUAGAUAACAAUUUUUAUGUAUUGAAGUCUGCAGACUCAUGUUAUAAAAUCGAAAUAAAGUUUUUUUUUUCUAGGAUUUUAUGUUUUAAAUCAAAAACAUGUUAUGUACUUUAGUCCUAUUAUUAUUUCCAACCUAUUAAAUACAUAAUGUUAUAAUACUAAAAAAAAAAAAAAAAUGUAAAAUAAACUCCUUUUCCUAAUGUAAAUUGUUUAAAUGAAAAUUUGCUGAUUUUGUGUAUAAACUAAAUCCUUAUUCUUAAGAGUACUAGCUAGGCAUUCGUGGGAUUUCCCGGGGAACCCACCACAUCAAUAAUUUCACCCGGGUUUGGUUUUAUAUCAAGAUCUGUAUUAGUGAGCUGUGCAGGUAUCGC